GCAUUAUCCUUCAUUACUCCAUGUACUUUUGUACCCACGGAGUUCAAUCACUUUAACAAAACUGCCCAUCAGUGUUCCUUGGGGCAUCUCACGGUGGCCUUCUGUCUUCAAGCCUGGAUGUGCGAAGGUGCAGCUCUGCCGCCAUCACUGAGCAAAGCCAGCGCCCGCUCCAAGAAACCCGACCGCAAUCACUCAGGACCCUGGAGGAGGCUGCGCCUCACGACGUCAUCCAAGAUGGAGUCGCAGCCGGGCCUUCUGGGAAGCGUAGUUCUGGAGUAGGGCUCGGGAAACGUUCUGCGCAUGUGCAGUGUCGUCUCUUUUCUGGCGUUGGCGUUUUUGUCUUACGCCCUAGGGUGGGGAGAGGAGUCCGGUGCUUCCGGGUCUCGGCUGGGCCGCAAAGGGCGGGGCCUGGGCCCGGCGCUGGCCAGGAGCAGAGGCCGAGACCCUGCAGGUGAUUCCUGGGGCUGCCAGAUAAGGUCCCUUAUGAUUUCUGCUCUGGCUUUGUAGUUUUCAGCCUUUCCCAAGAGCAACAGAAAAUGAACAAGAUCCAGGGACCCGUGACAUUAAAGGAUGUUAUUGUGGAAUUCACCAAGGAGGAAUGGAAGUUACUGACUCCUGCUCAGAGGACUCUGUAUAAGGAUGUGAUGCUGGAAAACUAUAGUCACCUGGUCUCAGUAGGUUACCAUGUGAAUAAGCCAAAUGCAGUCUUCAAGUUGAAGCAAGGAAGAAAGCCGUGGAUAUUAGAAGUAGAAUAUCCACAUCGGGGUUUCUCUGAAGACCUAUGGAGUAUUCAUGAUCUAGAAGCAAGAUACCGGGAAAGCCAAGCUGGAAAUUCAAGGAAUGGAGAACUCACAAAACAUCAGAAAACUCGUACCACAGAGAAAGCCUAUGAAUGUAAGGGAUGUGGGAAGUUCUUCUGCCAGAAGUCUGCCCUCGUAGUACAUCAGCAUACUCACUCAAAGGGCAAAUCCUAUGACUGUGAUAAAUGUGGGAACUCUUUCUCCAAAAAUGAAGACCUCACAAGACAUCAGAAAAUUCACACGAGAGAUAAAACCUAUGAGUGUAAAGAAUGUAAGAAAAUAUUUUACCACCUAUCAUCUCUCAGUAGACAUCUGAGAACCCAUGCAGGAGAGAAACCCUACGAAUGUAAUCAGUGUGAGAAAUCCUUCUACCAGAAACCACAUCUCAUGGAACAUCAGAAAACACACACAGGGGAGAAACCUUUUGAAUGUACUGAAUGUGGGAAGUUCUUCUAUGUGAAGGCAUACCUCAUGGUACAUCAGAAGACACACACAGGGGAGAAACCCUAUGAGUGUAAGGAGUGUGGGAAAGCCUUUUCCCAGAAGUCACACCUCACAGUACAUCAGAGAACACACACAGGGGAGAAACCCUAUAAAUGUAAGGAAUGUGGGAAAUUCUUCUCUAGGAAUUCACACCUCAAAACUCAUCAGAGAACUCACACAGGAGAGAAACCCUAUGAAUGUAAGGAAUGUAGGAAAUGCUUCUACCAGAAGUCAGCCCUCACAGUACAUCAGCGAACUCACACAGGGGAGAAACCCUUUGAAUGUAAUAAAUGUGGGAAAACCUUUUACUAUAAAUCAGACCUCACUAAACAUCAGAGAAAACACACAGGGGAGAAGCCCUAUGAAUGCACAGAAUGUGGCAAAUCUUUCUCUGUGAAUUCGGUCCUCAGAUUACAUCAAAGGACUCACACAGGAGAGAAGCCCUAUGCAUGCAAGGAAUGUGGGAAGUCCUUUUCUCAGAAGUCACAUUUUAUUAUACAUCAGAGAAAACACACAGGGGAGAAGCCCUAUGAGUGUCAGGAGUGUGGGGAAACCUUUAUCCAGAAGUCACAACUCACUGCACAUCAGAAGACACACACAAAGAAGAGGAAGGCUGAGAAGCAAGAUGAGUUGGGAAAUUCUCUUGACUGAAUUCAUCCUUCAGAACAAUCAGAUAAUUCACACAAGAGGUACACCUUAUGAAUCACAUCAAUAUAGGGAAAUUUUCAGCUACAAUCUUUGCUCUUUCUGUGUAUCAGCAAAUACAGAGAUUCUGUACAUUUAUUUGGGAGAAAAUUUUGUCAUAUUGUAGACUUUUCUAAAUAUUAGAUAAUAUAGAUGACAGAAGUCAUGCAAAUUGUAAAACAGGAGGGAAACCUUUCAGAAGUCAUACUUUUGUUUUGCAACAUAGAAAUCACACAGGAGAGAAAUCCUGUGAGUAAAAUGAAUGUCAAGACAUUUUCUGUCAGGGCAGCCAGCUGUAGACAUCCAAAAGCUCAUAAGUGAGAAACUCCUUGAGUAUCCAGAAAUCUCUUUACACAAUUGGAGCUCAUAUACUAAAGAAUUCAAAGGGAUAACUGCAAAGACGGUGGCAGAUACAGAAGCCUUUAUUAAGAAUUGAUGUUUCAUUCAAUGUCAGAUCACUGGUACUUGGAUAGAUAUUUUAAAUAUUUGGAAGGUGUUCAACAAAAAUUCCAAUAAUUUGUACUGAGGGAAACAGUUAUACUAGAAAUCAUGUUGCAGGUCUGAUGCCAAGAUUGCUCUGUUUUAAAAGGAAACCUGCAAAUGUCUACAUAUAUGAAGCUUUUAAAAAGCACAAAGUAUCAGGCAACAUCAUUAAACAUACAUUAAAUGUUUUUUGGUAUAUAGGACUGUGUGUAUGUGAGUGUGCUAUAACAUGUAACUUGUGGAUGUUCAAUGUGCAUGUGGAAUCCACCCAUAAUUGUACAUAGGGAAAUACGUAACCUUAGUAGUUCAGUAACUAUUAUGCCUAUGAAGAUGUUGCACAUUAAGUCUCAGUAGUGACUCUUGUUGUUAAUAUUUGUAUUGUAAGUGUAAUAUUUCUUUUAAACUAUAAGGCAUCUUUUUAUCCUAUUUUUGUGUGUGUGUGUGUUUGCAAAUGGCUAUAGACAGUAGCACUAAACUAAUCCUUCAAAAAGAAGUAAAAAUGUUUUUGUAAAAUUUUCAAAUGUCAGCCAAGUUUUGCAUUAGGGACACCUUUAUAUAUAGCAAAAGCCUGAGCUGUUUUUAAACAGCUAAAAACAGUAAUAUUUAUUACAAUCUAUACAAUUAAAACAAAUAGUGCAAUGUAAGAAAUAUUGUGUAUCUUACUGUUGAUGUAUGAGCAGGGAGCAGAGGUAUCUGCAUUUGUAUUUUUCUGAGAGUCCUAAAUGUUCUUUACCAACUUUUUCUUCCUCAUACAAGCAACAUGACAUAGUUAAGGGGGUGGACUCUGGAAUCCUGCCGCCUGGGCCCUAAUUCCAGCAUGGGGCAUGCUACUUAAUAUCUCUGUGCCUCAAUUCCCUUCCCAUAAAAGAGUAGUGAUAGUGACAACAUCUUAGGAUUGCUUUGAGGUCUAAAUGAGUUGAAAUUUUCAAAGCACUUAGAAUAGUGUCUGAGACACAAGAGCUAUAUGUUAGAGGUUAUCAUCAUCGUUAUUUGUAUUUUGUGAAUUAUGCUGCAAAAAAAAAAAAAAAAAAAAAAAAAAAAAAACAUUGGCUACCCAACAUUCAUCCCCCACCUUCUUGCUGCCAGUGCCUUGAUUUGAUUGGUUGUUGUUUGUUUUCCUAGAAGUGAUUUAGGAGCAGAUCCUGACUACACUAAGUCAGGGCUUGACAAAUGACGGUCCAUCAGACAGAUCUGGCCCACUACCCAUUUUUGUAUGCUGCAAGCUAAGAAUGGUUUUAUAUUUCUAAGUGGUUAAAAAAAGAAUACUGUGACACAUGAAAAUUAUAUAAUAUUCAAAUUUCAGUGUCCAUAAAUAAAGUUUUGAAAACAUGAAUACAAACAAAAACAUCUGUUUAUGUUUGACCUGUGGCUGUCUUUGCACUACCCCAGCAGGGUUGAGUAGCUGUGGCAGACACCUUAUGCCCUUGAGCCUAUGAUCUAGCACUUUACAAAGUAAGUUUUUCUGUUACUUAGAGCUGAAAAUAAAAACAGUGUAGAGUUAUGCUUUUAUAAAUAUUACAUGUUUCAGAAAUAAUGCAUACAGCAAUUUGUAGGUGGGUGGUUUUUUUGCAGUAUGUUUAUUUUGUGCAUUAUAUUUAUAUGUUAAGAGCCUGAGCUUAGAAAUAUUUUUUCAAAGAAUUGUGUUUUUUACUUGCUGAAUUGUCAUAACAUCAAAACAAGAAAUUUCUUGAUGGAAUGUAGCAGUAAAUAUAUGAAAUAAACAUUGUCUAAAUUAAA
Molecule: messenger RNA, 4187 nt
Organism: Rhinopithecus roxellana (golden snub-nosed monkey)
Lineage: Eukaryota; Metazoa; Chordata; Mammalia; Primates; Cercopithecidae
Product: zinc finger protein 25
Exons: 6
Coding region: 537-1934 (465 amino acids)
Biological process (GO): regulation of transcription by RNA polymerase II
Cellular component (GO): chromosome
Molecular function (GO): chromatin insulator sequence binding
Source: RefSeq, a predicted model, not a curated record